CUCUUCUCGUCGCCAUUUUGUGUUGGUGACUGUGGCCGGCUGGGAGGAGGCGGCACUGAGUUUCCUUGGGAGGGCAACGCGUUGGGCGCGUCUCCCUUCCCCCUGUCCUCCCUUUUGCCUCCAGUCUUGGACUUGGUAGUUGCAUGCAUUGGCUCCCGUCGAACUAACAGUUCUGAAGGAGGUAGUGGCGGGCGGAGGUGAUGCCUGGGAGCCCUCCCUUGACAGCCCGGGCCGAGAAGAGUCUCUGCAGGAGGUAUCACCCAGACUGACAGAUCAUGCUGACAGCAGCAGGGGAGGCUGAGAAGUGAAAGGAGCCAGCUACUGAGGAGGGGCUCCAGUAGCUCCUAAAGAUCCUAUCAGGACAUGGAGUAUGAAAGACGAGGUGGUCGUGGUGACAGAACUGGCCGGUAUGGAGCUACUGACCGCUCACAGGACGAUGGUGGAGAGAACCGCAGCCGAGACCAUGAUUAUAGAGACAUGGACUAUCGUUCAUACCCACGAGAGUAUGGCAGUCAGGAAGGCAAGCAUGAGUAUGACGACUCAUCUGAAGAGCAAAGUGCAGAGAUCCGUGGCCAGCUGCAGUCCCAUGGUGUCCAAGCACGAGAGGUCCGGCUGAUGCGGAACAAAUCCUCAGGUCAGAGCCGGGGCUUCGCCUUCGUCGAGUUUAGUCACUUGCAGGACGCUACACGAUGGAUGGAAGCCAAUCAGCAUUCCCUCAACAUCCUGGGCCAGAAGGUAUCCAUGCAUUACAGCGACCCCAAGCCCAAGAUCAAUGAGGACUGGCUGUGUAAUAAGUGUGGUGUCCAGAACUUCAAGCGCCGAGAGAAGUGCUUCAAAUGCGGUGUGCCCAAAUCAGAAGCAGAGCAGAAGCUACCCCUUGGCACUCGACUGGAUCAGCAGGCACUACCGUUGGGUGGGCGGGAGCUAAGCCAGGGCCUACUCCCACUGCCGCAGCCCUACCAGGCCCAGGGAGUGCUGACCUCGCAAGCCUUGUCACAGGGCUCAGAGCCAAGCUCCGAGAAUGCCAAUGACACCAUUAUUUUACGCAACCUGAACCCACACAGCACUAUGGAUUCCAUCCUCGGGGCCCUAGCACCCUAUGCGGUGCUGUCCUCUUCCAAUGUUCGUGUUAUCAAGGACAAGCAGACCCAGCUGAACCGAGGCUUCGCCUUCAUCCAGCUCUCCACCAUCGAAGCAGCCCAGCUGCUACAGAUCCUUCAGGCCCUACACCCUCCGCUCACCAUCGAUGGCAAGACCAUCAACGUGGAGUUUGCCAAGGGCUCUAAGAGGGAUAUGGCCUCCAAUGAAGGCAGUCGCAUCAAUGCUGCCUCUGUGGCCAGCACUGCCAUUGCUGCUGCCCAGUGGGCAAUCUCACAGGCCUCCCAGGGUGGGGAGAGUACCUGGGCUGCCCCCGAGGAGCCACCAGUUGACUACAGCUACUACCAACAGGAUGAGGGCUAUGGCAGCAGCCAGGGAACAGAUUCCCUCUAUGCCCAUGGCUACCUUAAGAAUACCAAGGGCCCUGGCAUGACUGGGACCAAAGGGGACACAUCUGGAGCAGGUCCUGAGACCUCCCUUGAGGGUGGGACAGACUCUGUGUCACUGCAGGCUUUCUCUCGAGCCCAGCCUGGUGCUGCCCCUGGACUCUAUCAGCAAUCAGCUGAGGGGAGCAGUGGCCAGGGCACUGCUACCAACAGCCAGUCAUAUACCAUCAUGUCACCUGCUGUGCUCAAGUCUGAGCUCCAGAGCCCUACUCAUCCCAGCUCUGCCUUACCACCGGCCACCAGUCCCACUGCCCCAGAGUCCUACAGCCAGUACCCUGUUCCUGAUGUCUCUACUUACCAAUAUGAUGAGACAUCUGGCUACUACUAUGACCCCCAGACUGGUCUAUACUAUGAUCCCAACUCCCAGUAUUACUACAAUGCUCAGAGUCAGCAGUACCUAUACUGGGAUGGGGAGCGGCGGACCUACAUACCUGCCUUGGAGCAGUCUGCUGAUGGACAUAAGGACACAGGGGCAUCAUCAAAGGAGGGAAAAGAGAAAAAAGAGAAGCAUAAGACGAAGACGGCCCAACAGAUUGCCAAGGACAUGGAGCGGUGGGCCCGCAGUCUCAACAAGCAAAAAGAAAACUUCAAAAACAGCUUCCAGCCUAUUAGUGCUCUACGAGAUGAUGAAAGGCGGGAAUCAGCCACUGCAGAUGCAGGCUAUGCCAUCCUUGAGAAGAAGGGAGCACUAGCUGAAAGACAGCACACCAGCAUGGAUCUCCCAAAGUUGGCCAGUGAUGACCGCCCUAGCCCACCUCGAGGGCUGGUGGCAGCCUAUAGUGGAGAGAGUGACAGUGAGGAGGAGCAGGAGCGAGGGGGUCCUGAGCGGGAAGAAAAGCUCACAGACUGGCAGAAGCUAGCCUGUCUGCUCUGCCGCCGCCAGUUUCCCAGCAAGGAGGCGCUCAUCCGGCACCAGCAGCUCUCUGGACUCCACAAGCAAAACCUUGAGAUUCAUCGACGGGCCCACUUGUCAGAAAAUGAAUUGGAAGCACUAGAAAAGAAUGACAUGGAGCAAAUGAAGUAUCGAGACCGUGCAGCUGAACGCAGAGAGAAGUAUGGUAUCCCUGAGCCACCAGAGCCCAAACGGAGGAAGUACGGUGGCAUAUCUACAGCCUCUGUGGACUUUGAACAGCCCACUCGGGAUGGAUUAGGCAGUGACAACAUUGGUAGUCGAAUGCUCCAGGCCAUGGGCUGGAAAGAAGGCAGUGGUCUGGGCCGCAAGAAGCAGGGCAUUGUGACACCCAUUGAAGCCCAAACACGUGUUCGAGGUUCUGGCCUGGGUGCCCGGGGAAGUUCCUAUGGGGUCACCUCAACAGAAUCCUACAAGGAGACACUGCACAAGACAAUGGUGACCCGCUUCAAUGAAGCCCAGUGAACAACUUUGAAAGCAGUUUCUACAGACAAGGGGUAUUCAUCCAGGGACAGAGAAGAUGAGGUCUGGAAUGGUCUGAGGAAGGCUCUUCUAUCUACCAGCCUGCUGCCCAACCAGAGAGGCCCUCACCAAAUUAGACUUGGAGUUGCUGACUUUUGCUGGGAAAUUGGGCUCAAAUCAUGUUUCUUUUGUAAUAAAAUCUAAAAAGCCUGCAUCUUCCA
This is a messenger RNA of Rattus norvegicus (Norway rat), 3137 nucleotides long. RefSeq names its product RNA binding motif protein 10 (gene Rbm10). Bases 364 to 2919 code for a protein of 851 amino acids. The record is from RefSeq and is marked validated. The transcript is spliced from 23 exons. Gene Ontology annotation, cellular component: nucleus. Gene Ontology annotation, molecular function: RNA binding; nucleic acid binding. Gene Ontology annotation, biological process: mRNA stabilization. NCBI's taxonomy places the organism in Eukaryota, Metazoa, Chordata, Mammalia, Rodentia, Muridae.